AUGCGGCUUAUCGCGACGCGGCUGCAAGGUCACGCGAGGCAGUGGUACGAGACUCGCUCGCAGGUCACGACCACUUGGGCGGAGACGAAAGUGCUUCUAGGGGCACAGUUCAGAAAGAGCGUCCCGUUCAAUCGACUCUUCAAGGAAGCCGCGCUUUACGAAGCGUCGCCGGGGCAGAGUCUAGGAGAUUAUUGCUUCCAGAAACUAAUAAAAUUACGAAAGCUCGACAUCACCAUUCCAGAGUUCCUGGUAGACAUGGUGAUCGGAGGUAUUCCCGACGACAGCAUCGCUCGAACGGUGCGCUCGGCGCGACACGACGACGCCAACGAGUUGUACGCGUUCAUGAACACGUUGGGGAAUAUGCCGCAUCAACGGACCCAGUAA
Molecule: messenger RNA, 384 nt
Organism: Habropoda laboriosa
Lineage: Eukaryota; Metazoa; Arthropoda; Insecta; Hymenoptera; Apidae
Source: RefSeq, a predicted model, not a curated record